Messenger RNA from Medicago truncatula (barrel medic), 1509 nucleotides. RefSeq names its product zinc finger BED domain-containing protein RICESLEEPER 2-like. Bases 166 to 1329 code for a protein of 387 amino acids. The record is from RefSeq and is a predicted model, not a curated record. The transcript is spliced from 4 exons. Lineage: Eukaryota; Viridiplantae; Streptophyta; Magnoliopsida; Fabales; Fabaceae.
UUACCCACUACUAGGUGUAGGAGACCUAAUGCCAAUGGUAAUAGGAGAACCUCUCCCGUUUGGCUUGAUUUUAAUCCAUUACCCGAUGAACCAGAACAUACAGCCGCUUGUAAACACUGCCAUAAAAGAUACCGUUGUGAUUCUAAAUUAAAUGGGACGUCCAACAUGUUAGCACACUGUAGAGUCUGCCUUAAGAAACCAGAGAACAUGCUAAAUGACCCUAGGCAAAAAAAUCUUAUAAAUGGGAAGGGUGGUUUUCUAGUUUCAGCUAGCCAAAGGUACAAUGCAAAAGAUUGUAGGGAUGCUGUAACCAACUUUGUUAUCCUUGACGAACAUGCUUUUAGAGUGGUAGAAGGUGAGGGGUUCAAGCAAUUAUGUAAAAAAUUACAACCACUAAUGACCCCUCCUUCAAGGAGAACAGUUGCUCGCGAUUGUUUCAACCUAUAUGUCAAUGAAAAAUUGAAACUGAAGGCAUUUUUCAAAUCUGAUUGUAGAAGGGUAGCCUUAACCACGGACUGUUGGACGUCCAUUCAAAACCUUGGUUACAUGGCCAUCACCACACACUUUGUUGACAAUAGUUGGAACUAUCAAAAAAGAAUAAUUAGUUUCGCCCAAAUACCAAAUCACAAAGGAGAAACCAUUGGUAAGCAAGUUGAGGAGGUUUUGAAGGAGUGGGGGAUUAGAAAUGUGUCUACAAUAACCGUGGACAAUGCUUCUACGAAUGAUGUGGCUGUCUCUUAUUUAAAGAGAAGACUUAAGAACAUGAAUGGCCUAAUGGGUGAAGGGGAUCACUUGCAUAUGAGGUGUGUAGCACACAUAUUGAACUUGGUUGUAAUGGACGGCUUAAAGGAUCAAGAUUUGUCUAUUUCUAGCAUCCGCAAUGCUGUUAGGUUUGUUAGAUCUUCACCACAAAGAGCUUCAAAAUUCAAAGAAUGCAUAGAAAUGUCAAGGAUAACAUGCAAAAAGCACCUUUGUCUUGAUGUUCCCACUAGGUGGAAUUCAUUAUACUUGAUGUUGGAUGCCGCCGUAAAUUUUCAAGAAGCUUUUGAGAAGUUAGAGGGGGAGGAUGUUGGGUAUAAGGAGUGGUUUGGUAGAGCUGGCCCACCUAGUUCUAGUGAUUGGGAAAAGGUUAGAGCUUUUGUUAGUUUUUUAAAAAAUUUCUGUGAUGCUACAAUGAUAUUUUCAUCCUCUCAACAAGUGUCUUUGCAUACCGCAUUUCACAACCUAGCUUCUAUAUUGUGUGAGCUUCAAAAGGCAGCAAUGAACUUGAAUACUGUUGUGGCUUCAAUGGGAGUAUAUAUUGAUGGAACUGUUUCAACCGCUUGUUAAACUUGUUAAUGCUUAAUUAUUGGAUUAAGUUGAGAAGCUAUCAACCUAUGCCCAUGCCAUUAGAGAAGUAGAGAAUGAAGAGUUAUGAAUUAUUAUCUAUGGCAUGUCCCUUUGCAGUUUAUCAUUAAUGGUUGCUGCAAUUUAAGUGGGAUACUGGCUGUUGUAGACUUCUAGGGCUGC